Wasmannia auropunctata (little fire ant) is the source of this 492-nucleotide messenger RNA. Its product is annotated as juvenile hormone esterase-like. Lineage: Eukaryota; Metazoa; Arthropoda; Insecta; Hymenoptera; Formicidae. The record is from RefSeq and is a predicted model, not a curated record. The transcript is spliced from 2 exons. The annotation marks the transcript as partial.
AUAUAACUAAAGAGCAGCUUCAAAAAAUCGAUUCCGAUUUCAAGAACAUCAUAAUGCCCAGAACGUUAUCUACAUUGCCAAUUACAGUCGAAGAAUUACGCUCUUUGUAUUUUGGUGACAAAGCAGUGUCAGAGAAAACUCUAAAAAAUUGUGUUGAUUUUAUGGGCGAUGAAUAUUUCACUCGUGAUAUAAUGGAAGUAGUGGAUAUUCAGACAAAGUUGAAAAAUGAUAAGAAAGCAACGUAUCUGUAUCAAUAUUCAUACGAGAGCGAAACUUCUCCAAUGAGAAAAAUAUUUGAUAUUAACUUCCCAGGUGCGUCUCAUGACGAGGAUCUAGCGUAUUUAUUUUAUCCUAAUUUGAUAAAAGAUCUCGGCAUGUCACCACCUGCAAUUGAUUCGGAAGACUACAAAAUGAUGAAUUGCCUAACGCAAAUGUGGACGGAUUUUGCUAAAACAGGGUACGAGAAAUUUAAUUUCUCCUUUUCAAACUUUA